CGCUCUCUCUCGCCAACCUUAUAGCAUCCACUCCCUUGUCUUGUCUGCGUUUGUGAGCCUUUGCAGAGAGAGAGAGAUGGAAUCAAUCGGAGUCCUUAUGAUGUGCCCCAUGAACUCCUACCUCGAGAACGAGCUUCAGAAGCGCUAUAACCUUCACCGCUUCUGGACUUGUCCGGAGAAAUCCGUUUUCUUAGAAACUCAUCGGAGCUCCAUCCGCGCCAUCGUCGGAAACGCUUCUGUAGGCGCUGACGCUAAGCUCAUCGAUGAUCUCCCCAAGCUUGAGAUCAUCUCCAGCUUCAGCGUGGGCGUCGACAAGAUCGAUUUGGGGAAAUGCAAGGAGAAAGGGAUCCGAGUCACCAACACUCCCGACGUUCUGACGGAAGACGUGGCGGAUCUGGCGAUUGGGCUUAUCCUGGCUCUGCUCCGACGCUUGUGUGAGUGCGAUCGAUAUGUGAGGAGCGGCAAGUGGAAGUACGGUGAUUUCCAACUUACUACUAAGUUUAGUGGAAAGUCAGUGGGCAUCAUCGGUCUCGGUAGAAUUGGGGCUGCCAUCGCAAAGAGGGCUCAGGGCUUCAACUGCCCGAUCAAUUACUACUCGAGAACAGAGAAGCCUGAUGUAGGCUACAAGUAUUAUCCAACCGUGGUUGAGCUUGCUCAAAACUCUGACAUCCUCGUGGUGGCAUGCGCACUGACUGACGAGACCAGACACAUUGUGAACCGGGAGGUGAUGGAUGCGUUGGGUGCAAAGGGUGUGCUGAUUAACAUAGGGCGUGGGCCACAUAUUGAUGAGAAAGAGAUGGUGAAAGCUCUAACAGAAGGGCGCCUAGGUGGGGCUGGGCUGGAUGUGUUUGAACAGGAGCCGCACGUGCCCGAGGAGCUCUUUGGACUUGAAAAUGUGGUUCUGCUUCCUCACGUUGCGAGUGCCACUGUGGAGACACGGACUGCAAUGGCAGAUCUUGUAAUGGGUAACUUGGAUGCGCACUUUGCUGGGAAACCACUUCUGACUCGAGUGGUCUGAGUGAUGUCUUGUCCUUUUUAAUUUUCUUAUGAUGUUGAUAAACUAAUACUGGAAAGGUUCAUUUCUCUUCCAAAUAAAGUUGCAUUGUCGUAUGUGUGUGUAUAUGGUAUGGAUUUAAAACCACUAUAAGAACACUAAUUAAAGUUGAAUACA
Molecule: messenger RNA, 1171 nt
Organism: Brassica rapa (field mustard)
Lineage: Eukaryota; Viridiplantae; Streptophyta; Magnoliopsida; Brassicales; Brassicaceae
Product: glyoxylate/hydroxypyruvate reductase A HPR2
Cellular component (GO): cytosol
Molecular function (GO): glyoxylate reductase (NADPH) activity; hydroxypyruvate reductase [NAD(P)H] activity; NAD binding
Source: RefSeq, a predicted model, not a curated record